Messenger RNA from Papaver somniferum (opium poppy), 477 nucleotides. Its product is annotated as protein EARLY RESPONSIVE TO DEHYDRATION 15-like. The record is from RefSeq and is a predicted model, not a curated record. The transcript has 3 exons. The coding region runs from base 1 to 477 and encodes 158 amino acids. NCBI's taxonomy places the organism in Eukaryota, Viridiplantae, Streptophyta, Magnoliopsida, Ranunculales, Papaveraceae.
AUGGUGGCAGUGGUGGCAGAACAAAAAUCUUCACUGAACCCAGACGCACCCCUCUUUAUUCCAGAGGCAUUUCGUCAUGUGGAGGAUUUUUCUCCAGAAUGGUGGGAUCUGGUGAAGACCUCAACAUGGUUCCGUGACUACUGGCUGAACAGCCAGGAGGAAGAAGAAGGUUAUUUUUUUGAUGAAAAUGAUAAAAGCGAAAUUGCUCAUUUGCUUCCCGAGUCAUUUGAUCUUGGCAUUGAUGAAGAAGAUGAGUUCCCCAACUUGGAAGCCGAGUUAGAUGACAUGGUCAGGUCUUCUGAAGCUGAAGAUUACAAGAACCAAUUAGCUCUUGAAAACAGCAAACAAUUGAAAAAUGAGUUGGAGAUUGAUGAAGCACAGGCACUAAUGAAAAAUCUGGGUUUGCAAAAAUCAUCCCCUAGAGCUAGUUCUAAAUCCCCAGUUUACCGUGAGAAGGCGACACAGUCAGCUUACUAA